Aspergillus campestris IBT 28561 is the source of this 2152-nucleotide messenger RNA. RefSeq names its product putative PHD finger domain protein (Ing1). The transcript has 5 exons. The record is from RefSeq and is a predicted model, not a curated record. Gene Ontology annotation, cellular component: Rpd3L-Expanded complex; nucleus; Rpd3L complex. Gene Ontology annotation, biological process: regulation of DNA-templated transcription. Bases 123 to 2066 code for a protein of 647 amino acids. NCBI's taxonomy places the organism in Eukaryota, Fungi, Ascomycota, Eurotiomycetes, Eurotiales, Aspergillaceae.
AUCUCAUCUCACCAAUCUCCCCCAACCCAACCAUCACACAUGAUUUCCCAUCACAUAUGACCCCAAUCUCUUUUCCUUCCAUCAAAACCAAUCUAAAUCCCGAUUGAGAGUCACCACUCAAAAUGUCAGCCCUCACCACCCACGCCGCCAUACCCCCAUCAACCACAUCAACCACAACCGCCCCCUCAACAACCACCACCGCAAACAACAAUAACAAAUCCCGCCAAACACGCACCAACCCCUCGCGCACCUCCAAAACCCAAACCCGCACCUCCUUCGCCUACGGCCGGCACGCGGACAACGCAUCUCCCCCCGAGACGUCGUCCGCUCCGCAUGGGUUCUAUCCCGCGCUGACGCACUUCUCGGAUGCGGUGACGGCGCUGCCGAGGGAGUUUAGGAGGCAUCAUUCGUUGUUGAAGGAGGUUGAUGCGAAGGCUUGGGCGCUGGAGGAGAAUUUGGUGAGGUUGUUGACGGAGUCGGUUUCGGGGUCGGGGGCGGUGUCUGGGGGGAGUUUGGAGAGGGCGCCGAUUAUUGGGGGCGUUGUUAGGGAGGAGUUUUUGAAUACUAAUAACCCCCCCGAACCAGAAGAAAGCAAAAAUCGUCGCCUCCUCUUCGAUCGUGUCCGAACGACCCUCUCCGACCUGAUGAUGACCGCCGAUGAGAAAAAUCACGUCGUGUCCAACGCCAACGACGAGCUCGAUCGCCAGCUGCUCCGUCUGGAUACCAUAUACCCAUAUAUUGCGGGCGAGAUCAGUGAAGAGGCUCGUAUGGGCAGUGUCACCCAUUGGGCGUACUCCAACCGCAACACGGCCAAGCCACCGGCCAACGAGCGUCCGCGCCGGGAGGCCGCGUCCAACAAGGAUCUGGCGCACGCUCUGCACGAGGCCGAGGCGGCGUCCCGGAGUGAAGCCCGACGCGAGGCCGUCCUCGCCCGUCGCCAGCGUCGCACACACGUAGAUUCGGAUAUGGAUGAUACUCGCGGCCGCAAGGGACAAGGUAGCAAGUCGCGGGCCGGAGAAGCUGGCCACGGCGCCCAGACCAAGCGGCGUAAGGUCGAGCGGCCGGCGCCUGUCGACGGGGCUGCCAUGGAGCGGACGACCAGUGGUACGGGUGCUUCUGGGCGAGGGGUGUCCAAGGACGGAGCGGAGGUGAAGAAACGGGCGCGCGCGCCGAACUCGACCGCUGCGCGGAAGCGGAAUAAUACCGGGGUCUCUGUGGCUGAUACGCCUGUCCUCGCGCCGUCCCCUCUGGUUGGGGCUGCUGUUCCCCGCACUCAGAGCCCUGGGGUUGCUCGACCGCAGUCGUCUCGCGCGCAGCAGGGGGCCGCAACGAAUGGGCGGAGACCGGCCUCGUCCGCGUCUAACAGGACCACCAGUCACAACAAGACCGAACCCAAGCCUCCGAAAGAGACGCCCAAGAUGGAGAUCGCACCCACGCAACCGGAUCCCCACCGCAAGGAAGACCCCCCGGAGACAUCGAAGAACCCCAUGCCAAUAAGCACCAAGCGCGAAGACGAGAGCAAGCCAGCGGAGUCAAUCGAACCGCGCGACACGCCCGUCCCAACAACAUCGCACCCAGCGCCCAAAGGACGAUCCUCCAAGACCUCCACACCGGUGACCACAUUCUCCGACGCACACCAGCAACAGCUCCAGCACCAACAACAGCAGCACCACCUCCAACUCCAGAUGCAGCACCAACAGCACACCCACCAGCAGCAUCAGCAGCGCGUGCGCCCAACCCGCAACACGGACCCGGCCCCCGCCAAACGAUCGCACAAGAAAAACGGCAGCAUACCAGCAGCGGUGGUGGCGCGGGCGCCGUCGGAAGAAGAAGAGUCUUCCCUGCACGAGGGCGAAGGCGACGACGAAGACGACGACGGCGAGCCGCGGUACUGCUACUGCAAUGAGAUCAGUUUCGGCGAGAUGGUUGCGUGCGAUAAUGACGCUUGUCCACGGGAGUGGUUCCAUUUGUCUUGUGUGGGGUUGAGCAAGCCUCCUGGGAAGAAUGUGAAAUGGUAUUGCAAUGAAUGCAAGGAUAGUAUGCGACGGAGCAGGAGUGGGCGGUGAUACUACUAGAUUGAGGAUAUGAUAGACAUGCAGUGGAAUCAAUUUAUGUCAGAGUCAGGUUAAGGUAGAUAAUGCUACUUACUACA